Molecule: messenger RNA, 1476 nt
Organism: Linum tenue
Lineage: Eukaryota; Viridiplantae; Streptophyta; Magnoliopsida; Malpighiales; Linaceae
Source: the annotation of a GenBank genome assembly
UUGGACGACGAGGAAAUCGCACCUGCCUUCCGGGACAGUGACGGGCUGGAUGCUGCACAGCCUAAUUCUCCUUCGGCCACUCCUGGUUCGUUGGAACCCACGGACUUAGAUGGUGCUCUCACGGAUUCUUCUCCGCCUCCCUUUGCUUCGGAAAUGGAGAAUUCUCCUUCUUCUUCAGCAGAGGGAUUCAGAAGGUUCAAGGAUGAUGAAGGGAAGUUCAAAGAAUCAUUGGCAUCGGACGAGCAGGGAUUGCUAAGUUUGUAUGAGGCAGCCCAUGUUGCGUUCAAUGGAGAAGACAUAUUGGACGAAGCUAUGGAAUUUGCAACCAAGAAUCUGGAGUCGAUCAUUCUGAAUCACAAGGGCUCUUCAUCAUCGAAGAAGCAUGUCGAGUUUUCCCUUAGCCUUCCCGUUUGGAAAUGUGUCCCCAGAACACUUGCAAGACACUCAAUUGACAUUUACUCCCAACACGAGAACGCCUGCCAUGAACAAACAGUGAUUUUGAAGCUGGCAAAGUUGGACUUCAACAUGGUGCAAAAAUUCCACAAGCAAGAGCUUCAUCAACUCUCAUUGUGGUGGGCGAGUCUUGAAACGACGACUAAAUUUCCAUAUGCAAAAGACCGACUUGCGGAGUCCUAUUUUUGGAUCAAUGCCGUUUACUUCGAGCCAGUGUAUCAAUUGGGAAGGAUCAUACUUCUCAAGUUUGGAUGCGUAAUUACCCUCUUGGACGACACCUAUGACAACUUUGGUAACUACAAGGAGCUGGAGCUCCUCACAGAAACCAUUCAGAGGUUGGAUAUCAGUGGUUUGGAAAUCCUUUCGGGCACAAUGAAGGGCGUGUAUCAGAUCAUCAUUAACCUGUUCGAAGACAUCGAGCAGGAACUCACAAGAAGUGGACUCAGUACUUUUGGUAUUGACUACUGUAAGGAACAGUUCAAGAAAUUGUGUCGCUCCUUCUUGGCUGAGUCCCGGUGGCGCACCAAAGGUGAAGUUCCGAAUCUGGAGGACUACUUGGAGGAUGCACAUGUGACCAGCAGUUAUUUUUUUCACUGCCCAGCUUCGUUCCUAGGGAUGGGAGCAGAGGUAGGAACCAAAGAGGCUUAUGAGUGGGUAACCAAUGAAACCAAUAAGAUGGUCAUAGCUGCGUCUCUCAUUUGCAGGAUCCAAAACGACAUCAGGUCUCACAUGUUCGAGCGAAACAGGAAGCAUGUGGCUUCAGCAGUGGAAUGUUACAUGAAGGAGCAUGACGUCUCUCAAGAGGAUGCGAUCGUUGUGUUGUGGGAAGAGAUUUCAAAAUCUUGGAAAACCAUGAUUAAGGAAUAUGAGAAACCAACUCCAUUUCCUGCCAUUGUUACAGAUCGAGUUCUCAAUUUUGCUCGCUUGAUCAGUGUGAUGUACAGGAAGGGUGAUGCCUUCACUCAUCCUCAUCUUCUAAAGGAACAAAUUGCUUCCUUGUUCGCCAAUCCUGUGCCGCUUUGA